Colossoma macropomum (tambaqui) is the source of this 915-nucleotide messenger RNA. RefSeq lists its product as uncharacterized. Bases 128 to 340 code for a protein of 70 amino acids. The transcript has 3 exons. The record is from RefSeq and is a predicted model, not a curated record. Gene Ontology annotation, molecular function: G-protein beta-subunit binding. Gene Ontology annotation, biological process: G protein-coupled receptor signaling pathway. Gene Ontology annotation, cellular component: heterotrimeric G-protein complex. Lineage: Eukaryota; Metazoa; Chordata; Actinopteri; Characiformes; Serrasalmidae.
CGUCCUCGCAGAAGGAAAAGUUAGUCUGAAGAGGGGGCGGAGAUGAGCUUUUUUUGCCGUCGUCCCUCUUUUAUUUUAAUCACUGUUUAGCUCGGAGCUCUCCCUGUCAGCCUCGCGGUCGGAUGAGAUGUCAAACAACAGCGCAAGCAGUUUGGUUAUCGCCCAAAAAGCCGUAAAACAACUGCGGCUGGAGGCCAGCGUCCGCCGGAUAAAGGUGUCCCAGGCGGCAGCUGACCUGAAGGCUUUUUGCUUGCAAAAUGCCCAUAAAGACCCGCUGCUUAUGGGGGUCCCGUCCAGUGACAACCCAUUCCGGCCCCCAAAAUCCUGUGAGCUCUUCUGAGUGAAGAUGUCGGUUCAUAUUGUAUUAUUUUUACUGUUUGCAGAAAUUCUACGUAUAGUGCCAAGAAAGUGAAGAUGAAAAAGAAACACAUAUAAAAGCCUAUUCAUCUGAGAUUAAAUGUGUAAUAUAUGCCAUUCAGACACCUGUCAUAUAUCAAAACCAACCGUGGCAGCAGUACAAUGUAUUUCAUUUAAUAGGACACCUACUGCAUUAAAGCUAAGCAUUCCUACCUAUAACGGCAAAUAUGCACUCAGAAAAUCACAGAAAUCCCUGCUUAACACCUAAAAAACUGUUUUGGGAGCUUUCCACAGACCCACACCCAUUCACACGAUCUGACCACAUGUGUUUUGUCUGUGUUAUACAAGCCUACAUGAAAUGUGUAAUUGAAUUUAUAUAAAGACAUUAUUUGAAGGAUGAAAAAUUAUUAUCCUGUAAUGUGUUUACUGAACAGGUUUUAUGCAGUUUUGCAUUUUUAAAUACACUAAACCAUCAGCUGCUCAGUGCCUUGAAAUACACACGCACCUAUGAUAUAUAUUAUGGAUGCACAUUUCCAAUAAAGUUAUUUCACAAUGAUG